Molecule: messenger RNA, 605 nt
Organism: Caenorhabditis elegans
Lineage: Eukaryota; Metazoa; Nematoda; Chromadorea; Rhabditida; Rhabditidae
Gene: Y57G7A.11
Product: Immunity protein 50
Exons: 3
Coding region: 94-552 (152 amino acids)
Source: RefSeq, marked reviewed
UUCAUUGGCAUUUUAUCGGAUUCUUUGGUUUUUGCGGAAAAAAAAAUUUUUUUUUGAAAAUUUUUUUUCCAAAAACUUUUUCAAUUAAAAAAAAUGAAAGGAUGGUAUGAAACACGUGGCAAUACAUUCUACAUUUGGGAGGGUGUCCUUGCCACCUACCGCCCGGAAAACUUGGCGGUGUGCCAACUAUUCAAAAUUAUGGAAAACGAGAUUUUUGAAAUCCACGUGGACUUUUCUACUGAAUUUCCCGAUUUUUCUAUCGAAAAAAUUGAUUCUGAAGGAUAUUGGGAGUGUGUGGAAAUUCGAGGGGUACUGUCCACUGGGGCUCACUUUCUGUGCCACUCUACGAGUAAAAGCCAUGCGAUGAGCAUUUUGAAGGUCCUUCCAUCUGCAAUAACUGAAAUUUCCGUCCGCCUGGACCCCGAUCCACUGAGAAAUUGGGAAAAGCCUGAAAUUAAAGAAAGAAUUUCGGAUUGGCAAGAAGUGUUGACGUUAUUCUGUGAAUUUCCGGAGAAUUCAAAAAUUAUACUGGAUUCUAAUAUGUUGUCAUGAUUUUUAAUUGAUUUAUUGAUUUUUCAAAAAUAAACUACUCGGGUUUUACAGAA